This is a messenger RNA of Nematostella vectensis (starlet sea anemone), 4572 nucleotides long. RefSeq names its product gamma-aminobutyric acid receptor subunit beta-1. Gene Ontology annotation, cellular component: membrane; synapse; neuron projection. The transcript is spliced from 10 exons. Gene Ontology annotation, biological process: nervous system process; signal transduction; chemical synaptic transmission. The record is from RefSeq and is a predicted model, not a curated record. Gene Ontology annotation, molecular function: transmembrane signaling receptor activity; neurotransmitter receptor activity; extracellular ligand-gated monoatomic ion channel activity. The coding region runs from base 228 to 1580 and encodes 450 amino acids. Lineage: Eukaryota; Metazoa; Cnidaria; Anthozoa; Actiniaria; Edwardsiidae.
AUUACUCAUUGUUUUUAUGCGAAAACAAGAACUAGGCGCAUUAGGACUCGACUCUUUAUGCCCUAGAAAUACUCAAAGUCCAAGUACAGGCGUUACUGAAAGGGUUUAUUAUUUAGAUCAUCCAGAACGUGCAAAUUUGAGUGAGAUUUCCACGGCAUUGGGGGUGGACUUUUGGUGUUUUGACCAAAGAAGAACACGAACUGCAAACGAGGUUUAUCUCAUUGGAAAUGCUUUUCUGGAACAUUCUUCUCGCAGUAGUCGUUGGUUCAGAGGCCAGGGUCAGAGAUUACAACAGGUCAAAGCUGGAGAUUACAAUGACAGAUACUCUAGAUGAGUUAUUCAAGCGACCGCGGUACGAUCCGAGGUUAAGGCCUCAGUAUAACGAUGGGCCUGUCCUUGUAACCACUGGCUUCUGGGUUCUAUCCAUUGACUCCAUCAAUGUGCAAGACAUGGCGUUUGGGAUGGACAUAUUCCUUCGUCAGAAUUGGGUGGAUAACCGGUUGGAUCACGGGCUUAACCAAACUCUGUCCCUUAGUAAUGCUGUGAUGAGCAAUAUCUGGCUACCCGACUCGUACUUUAAGAACGCCAAGCAAGCAAACUUCCACGAGGUCACGUCCAAAAAUCUUAUGAUAACCAUCGGGCCGAAAGGCAAGGUUCAUUACAAUACCAGAGUGACCCUGAAAGCCUCCUGUUCCAUGGAUCUACGGCUGUACCCUUUCGACAUCCAGCACUGCCCACUGAUCAUGGAGAGUUACGGCUAUAGCGUCGAGCACAUAAUGUAUAAGUGGGAGAAGGGGGAGGGGGACGGGAUGUCAUUUGUCCCGAGGGACGUCAAGCUUCUACCGCAGUUCAACCUGACGAAGCUCGAGCUUUCCUCGAGAAACACACAGUAUGUGAUAGGUAACUGGUCUGGCGUGAUGGCUACCUUCACGUUCGAGCGCACCUACAGCUUCUACGUCAUCCAUAUCUACGGACCGAGCGCUCUUAUUGUACUAAUCUCUUGGAUAUCAUUCCUGCUACCACGUGACCAAUCCCCAGCUCGCGUGACACUGGGCGUCACGUCGGUACUCACGGAAGUCACGAUAUUGACGAUGUCGAAUAACGCAAUGCCCAAGGUGAACUAUGUCAAGGCCGUCGAUAAAUACCUGAUUGCGUGUUUUCUGUUUGUGUUCGCGUCUCUCAUGGAGUACUCGCUCAUCCUCGUGUUAGCGAACAGGACAAUGAGACGGGAAAAACAAAAACGGGCCGCCAAGCGUCUAGCUAUGGAAAAGGAAAACUGCAGCGAACACGAUCCAGAAAACAGCAAACUGCUCCUGUCUCCUAACAUACGAUGCGCCUGUCAUCGGCGCUCUCCAUCUUCUAGCCUCCGGAACGCUAACGGCAACGCCCACCAACCCAACUUUGCCCUCAAUGUAACUCACAGAGACAGCCUUCUUGUCAGCAUUAGGGAUAUACUAUACAGAGACGAGACGAUACUCGCCGUGGAUGAGUACUCGAGGAAGCUUUUCCCGUUGGCUUUUUUCGCGUUUAAUGUGUACUAUUGGGUAUUGGUGUUCUGGUUUUCACACCUACUCCUGUAGGGUUAUUCGGGAGGGCGUUAGACCCUGAGGCUUAGACGCGAAGAAGGAUCUUCUGAUCAGCGCAAAGCAGCAGUAACCAUAGAAAGAUGAUACAGUUGGAUCUUAGUGCAUAUUUUGAUGUAAGAGAGAAGCACUGAGGCUUUAGACGCUGAGGUUUAGACGCGAAGAAGCUCAAAUGAUCAGCGGGAAGCAUCAGCGGCUAUAUCUAAAGUGAGAUCUUUAUAUUUGCUGAUCAGGCGCGCUUGGCUGAUGUAAACAUAAACCAGCUAGCGAAUAUAGAAGGGCGAUACAGUAAGAUCUUUAAAUUCUGAAAAGCGAGCUAAACAAGAUAGAAAAGGUAUCGUGACACAAGAUGCUUGUCUGAACCUUGACGCCAAAAAAAGUGGGAACAUGCGAUAUGACGCUACGGGCCCACGCAAUAAAACUAACAAAAACUAGCUAAACUAGCACUAAAGCUCGCAAAAACAAGUGGAAAAGCGACUAUAAAUGGCGCUGCCUCCAAAAAGUAGGAGCGCCUUGAUCUGUUUAAUAUAUUGGGAGCUCAUCUAACACAAAAGCGGGCCCGAACCAAAGUCAACUAAUUCUCAAAAAUUUUCAACAGACGUGAAAGACUACCAGAAUGACAGUGAAUUGGGCAAUGUCAUGAAUGAUACGUGGCCAUGGUUUGCUCAAUGAACCGUUAGAGAAGAGUCCAAUGCUGGCCUAACGAAUCCCAAAAUUACUGUGAAGUUCAAUAUUCUGCGAACUCUCGUCAACUUCCAACUAAACCGCUUUCUGGUUUCCGUCAUUCAAACUAACGGAAUUAUACAAUGGGGCUUCUUGAUUGGUCAGCGCCUUGCGGAGAGGUGGCGUGAUUUGAAACCAUUUCAGUGCUGGCCAAUGGAAAGACUUCAAGGAUUUGAAUGACGGAAGCCAGAGAUUUAGCAGUUGGAAAUUGUCAACGAGAGUUCGCAUUGAAAACUGCAGAAGAGUUUGAUGAGUUUCUGGUACAACCUUCAUAUUAUCCACCACUUUUCAAGCUUAUUUUCUUAUACCCCCACUUCUUUUGAAUUAACUUGCAUCCGUCAGUGACGACCACUCCUUUUAUUUCCUCCCGUGUCUGCAUUUACACCAGGUAGCCCGAUCUUGUCUAUUCCUUCAUUUGAGUUUUCUGCGCAGAGCAUGGACAGUGACAUGGGCAGUGGAGAUAAUAUAAAUGUGUGUAAAACGAAUGUUGUACCUGAAACUUUGUAUAAUAAUUUUUUUAUCGAUUUCAUUAUUAUGUACGCAGUUUUAAGGUCAUGUUUUUAUGAAGAAGUAUUUAACUGUAAUGUUUUCAGCCAAAAGCAUUUCUUCAGAUGAUGCAUCACAAUUAAUUGCUUGGUGGACAAAUGCUACUCUCUGUCGUUGACAGAGCCAGGACCACAUUUAUAAUUUUUUAACCACCACCCACUGUAAUUACUAUCAACCCAAGCUUUCCUAUAGUCCUGGAAUCCUCUAGGUCAAAUUACAAUGAAGCCAAGAAGGGGAGAGGGAAACGGAGUCCAGCACUUAACACAGACAAACUAUUUGACUGGAGGCGGAUCCAACAGUGCUUUUCGUUUGGCAGUUUCUUUAGUGACAUUUAAAUGGAGUCUCCCAAGUCGUUCCUGGAUAAAAACAUAGCAUAAGAAGAUGGGAAAAGCAAGCAUUACUCACCUGGAGGAUUUUAUAUGCGCAGCGUUCGGUAGCCAGGAUUUUGAGCGGGGUGGGGCAGGGCGGGGGAAGGGUGGUUUCGCUGACCCAUUUAGCACCCUAUUUUCUCUUAGGUAGCACGUCCUAGCUCACAGUGGUACUCAAUUUUUCUUCAUCAGAGCGGACCCGAACCCCCAACCCCCCUUGGCUACGGACCUGCACAGCAUUCGCAGGGCUCUUGGAUAUUAGUCUCAUUGGGGACAUAUUUUGUGGGGUUCAACUUUUCACCCAUUUUUUUUAGUUUUUGGAAUUUCUAAUCCUGGGUUGGGUAUAUUUUGGUUGGUAAGUUUCUACCUUUGGUAUUUUUGAGGGUAUAAAAUUCUGGGCUCUUAGCCGAGUACUCAAGACCCUUAGGUGCAUGAGAUGUAUGCCUUACCUGCGCAUUUUGUAGGAUGUUAUUCACUAGCAUAAUUUUCCUCCUCGAGUUCAUCAAUUUCUUGACAUAGACGUCUAGAUCUACAGGUAUAUCUUGUAGCUCUGAAAGCCUGUGUAACUCUAAAAGAAAAGUUUGGAGAUUACUCUAAUUUUAAAAAGCAGGCAUCAGCCAUAUAAAGCUGCCUAUUUUGUGAGAAUGCUGUGGAAGUCAUCCCUAUUUUCCAGGCCCGUACCCAGGGGCCCCACAACGGCCGAAAGCCCACUUUCGGUUCUCAAACAGACGUGCUGUUUGUAGAAUGCAAAGACAAAAAAAAAAAAAAAUCCCUUUUUGUCCUUUCGGGGAUGGUCAGGUUGUUAUCAGAGAACUCACCCCCCCCCCCCCCCUCCACACCCCAGAAAAAUUAGGUCCACUUUUUCGGAUCUCGCACCCCCCUAAGAAAAUCCUGGGUACGGGCCUGGUUUAUUGAUAAAGCGGCAUAAAAGUUAUCUCAAAACAGAAAACAAGAAAGGAUGCCGUUCAAAAUAAGAGAGUUUCGAAUUACUCAUCGCCACAAUAAAUAAUAAAUAAAUAAACACUUUUUAAAAUAGGUCUCACAGGGAUGUGAAUAUAUUAUCGCAAUACAACUGACAAAUGGUUUACUUAGACUCUUGUCGCGUGGAAACUUGAAUCUAAAAAUAAUAUCAAUAAUGUAUAAACUAGGUACAUUCGCAAUUUUGAAAUACGUGUCUAAUUAUUUUUGUGAAGUAACAAGGUCUUAGCAAUGUACGUAAUAAUUUUUCGUCAAUGCUUCUUUUUUAGAGCGACAGCUGUUUAGUUGUUUUUGAGCGACCGAUCAGAAUUUGACAGUUUUGUCAUAUUGUCAUAAGGCAAGAUGUUUAAAAUAUUAAAAAAAGACAUAAUGAA